AUGAAUAAAACAGCAGCAUAUACAUGCUUAGGUGCAAAUGAUCCAACAGCUGAUUUAAUUGAUCGUACAAAUAAAUAUCUAUUAGAUCUACGAUUAGCUCAUUGGAUUACUCAAAAACAGUAUGAACAAUUGUCAAUUAAACCAAAUGAAGUGAAAUUAGCACACUUAUAUUAUUUACCAAAAGCACAUAAACCUGGCACUCCACUGCGUCCAAUUAUAUCCGGAUUAAAACACCCGACUAUUAAAAUUUCAAGACUCCUCGAUAAAAUGCUUCGACCAUUAUUUGAUCGACUAGCACGUGAUACAACAAUUACUUCAGGAUCUGAAUUGGUUAAAAAUUUAUAUAAUUGGUCAAAAACUAAUCUACGUCAAGAUACUUUAUUCUGUACAUUAGAUGUAGUUGAUUUAUAUACAGUGAUACCACAAACUGAUGGAAUAUUAGCAAUCAGAAGAAUGCUAGAUUAUCUUAAUGUUAAACAAGUCGAUGGUUUAAAAAUUGAAACAAUUAUUAGAUUAGGCCGAUUUGUAAUGCAAAACAAUUAUUUCCAGUACAAUAAUCAAUUCUAUCAUCAAGUACGUGGUGGUGCAAUGGGUUCACCAUUAACGUUGACUAUGGCUAACUGUUACAUGUAUUUUUUCGAACAAAAAAUAGUGAAACAGAUACAAAACAGUGGUGGUCUCUAUGUUCGUUAUAUUGAUGACAUUUUCAUAUCUAUAAAUUGGCCACAACAGCAUCUGACAAAACAGAUUAAUAGAUGGAAUGAAUGCGAUAUAAAUAUAAAAUUAAGUGCACAAAUGAGUUCAACGAUUAAUUUUCUCGAUCUCGAUAUAGCAAUUAAUGAUAAUCAACUGCAUACAAAAGUAUAUCAUAAGCCGUCUUAUAAUUUGUAUUUUUUACCUUAUAAUAGUGUACACCCAUUGCACAUGAAGAAGAAUGUUCCAUAUGCCAUGUUGUAUCGAACCAUACAAUACUGCUCAACGUUCGACACAUUCAUAACUGAACGUGAAUAUAUACGAACUGCUCUUCUUCUUAACAAAUAUCCAACACAUUUCAUCGAUAGAGAAUUUACUCGAUUACUUAAGAAAUUCAAUGUUCAACAUCCUCUUACUCGGUAUAAUUAUAAUGAAAUACGACAAGGUAUUAUUGAUUCACCAGUAAAAGAAAAAAUAACAUUCGACUAUGGACAAACAAUGUUCGUUCACUUCACAUAUUGUGAGAAUAUGAAAACAUUUCCAGGAAAAUUCCAUAAUAUAUGGAAUAAGUACUUUGGUGAAUCGCCUAUCAAUGAUAUUAAACCGAUAUUAGGAACUAGAAAUGCCAAUAAUUUACAACUACAAUUAGUAAAAAACAAAUGA
This is a messenger RNA of Adineta steineri, 1356 nucleotides long. The record is from the annotation of a GenBank genome assembly. NCBI's taxonomy places the organism in Eukaryota, Metazoa, Rotifera, Eurotatoria, Adinetida, Adinetidae.